AUGUGUUGCAGUCCGCGGUUGCAUGAACACCCCUUCCAGCUGGGUCUCCUCCGAGUUGAUCUCUCAUGGAGGGCCGCCCAGGAUGCAGCCUUCCUGGCACAAUCACGAGUUAGCCAAGUCACAAUCGCCUACUCCGUGCCCAUUCCGCUCGAGCUGUUGAUGACUGGCCUGCGGCUCUGGGUCAAAUUACGGGGCCCUCGUGGACGACUCAGUUUCGAUGAUUAUCUGAUGGUGUGGGCCACUGGCAACUACAUCUUCAGCCACUUCUACAAUGCUGCCAUUGCCAGCACCAAACUCGCCGUGUUGGCCCUGUACCAUCGCAUCUUCGCAACCUUCAAAUUUCGCGUCGUAGUCCUCAUCACUGCUGUCUUUGUGAUCCUGUGGUUAAUGACGAUGGAAAUUGUGUUGGGCCUACAAUGUCGCCCUAUCUCGCGGUUCUGGGACGCGGAUCUGCCAGGUAAAUGCUUCAACCUCGUGGCAUUCAGCUACUUUACCAACAUCACCAACCUGGCCACCGAUAUGGUCCAGACUCACGUCGCUCUGGACAGAACGUGUGCCAUUAGUGCGGCGCGUCUUUCUGUCGUGGUCUCGCAGGGCUCACCCGACUUUACCUGGGCCGGAGUUCCCUUGGGCAUCCUCUCCGCGUGGGAGCCACUCGGCGGGAUCUUCUGCGCCAAUCUGCCCGUCAUCUAUCGUGCAGUAAUCACCAUGUUUCGCAACCUCAAGAGUUCGGCCCACGGCCCAUCCGCGGACACGGCCAAGCCCAAUUCACAGCCCUACCGGGACGCAGGGCCAUCUCAUCGACCGUGGGUCCAGCUUUACAGUGGGCGCGGCGCGCAGGUGGGAGCCUCUCCCACCAAGGCGCAAGGUGCGGUCACGGAGUUGCGAUCAAUGGAUCGCAAUGUCAUCGAGGUGGAGCAGUACUUUGAGCAGAGGGUUAACAAUGAAGACGAAGAGGCACCGUUGCGUCCAUUAACAAAAGGAAGCUCUUAG
Aspergillus terreus NIH2624 is the source of this 993-nucleotide messenger RNA. Its product is annotated as putative integral membrane protein PTH11-like. Lineage: Eukaryota; Fungi; Ascomycota; Eurotiomycetes; Eurotiales; Aspergillaceae. The record is from RefSeq and is a predicted model, not a curated record. The transcript has 5 exons. Bases 1 to 993 code for a protein of 330 amino acids.